Schizosaccharomyces cryophilus OY26 is the source of this 1497-nucleotide messenger RNA. RefSeq names its product WW domain-binding protein 4. Lineage: Eukaryota; Fungi; Ascomycota; Schizosaccharomycetes; Schizosaccharomycetales; Schizosaccharomycetaceae. Gene Ontology annotation, molecular function: zinc ion binding; RNA binding. Gene Ontology annotation, cellular component: nucleus; precatalytic spliceosome. The record is from RefSeq and is a predicted model, not a curated record. The transcript is spliced from 2 exons. Bases 649 to 1308 code for a protein of 219 amino acids. Gene Ontology annotation, biological process: mRNA splicing, via spliceosome.
AACAAAGUCAGUACAAGGAUCAUCAAUUUUGCUACCGACACAUAUCAUACCUGACAAUUAGGAGAACGAAAGUCCCAUAGUCGUAUCGUAUUAUCCAUCGAGGCACUAAGAAAUAUUUCAUCAGAAGGUGAAACAUCAAGAGAAGUGACAGCUUGUUUAUGCCCGGUAAAGUACCGAAGAUAUCGAUUCGUAACUACAUCAAGGUAGCGGAUUGUGUCAUCUUCUUUAGUAGAAGCAUGAAUUAGAGAAUUAGAAUGAUGAGAAAACCGACCCAAAUGUGCACCAUAUUUCUUACUGGCGAGCUCUUUGAUGAAUCUACUGAAGUUAAUAAACAUAAAUCCGUUAGAAGCAAAUAUUUUUUUUAUAAAAAGUUUCAGCUAUUUGACUUACUUUCCUGUUACACAAUUGUAUAGUUUUAAUGAAUCAUCUGUGGAAGACGCCAAACAAAGUUCUCCACUGUCGUCGAAACUUACAGAAGUAAUUUCACCGCCUGAUUCUGUAUUUCUUAACCAUUUUCUGGGCUCUAUUGAAGAUAAUAAGUCAUAUGUUAUUGGAAUUGUUGUCAUUCUGUAAUUUAUAAACUCAAACCGUUUUGUUAAAGCAUUGGUGGACAGACGAAACUGAGGAUUGGUUUUCAACAUAAAAGCCAUGGCCGAAUACUGGAAAAGCAUUCCCAAAUAUUUUUGUAAAUACUGUCAAACAUUUGUUACAGAUACUCAGCUCAUUCGACGGGAACAUGAACAGAGUUUUAAGCACAGGAAUGCAUUAAAGCGGUUUAUGGAUGAUAUUCAUUCAUCUAAUCUGAAGCGGUUAAGUCAAGCUAAAGAGAGCUCGCCUUCGAUUCCUGCUUAUACCCCAGAGCCGUUCUAUGCAUCUUAUGAAAAACCAAAGACAGAGAGGCAUAAACUACAUCCUGCAAAAAAGAAAAAUACACUAGACGAUUGGGAAAUUUCUGAUAGUAAUCAAACUGUCUCUUCUUCAACUAGCUACAUUCCUACACAGACUCAAGCCAUUCAAUAUGACGAAUCGACUAAUUCAGAAAAAGAGAAGAAGGAAGGAUAUACUUCAAAAUCUAGAGAAAAAGAGGAUUUCUCUUCAUUAAAAAGAAAUCGAGAAUCUAUCGAAAAUGAAGAGAAGGCUUCCUUUCAUUUUAAAGUAAGGCAAAAAAGUUUAGACUCAGAGGAAAGCUCUAAAGAUAGUACAGUCAAAGAACAAAAAGAGGAAGAGGAAGAGCCGAAAGUAAUUUUCAAAAAGAAAAAGUCUUCUGCCCGUCAAAAUCUAAAAUCCGCUAAAAGGGCUAAAGAUUAAGUUCCCGUUCCCAUUCAUGUAGAACUAAGAAUCUAAAAAGAAAUUAUUUAUUUUAUUAUUUUUAUAAAUAGAAAGUGCUCUUUUUCUAUAAGUUAACAUGAUAUCCAUAAAUGUUAAGGACGAACUUGCAAAAGACCCAUAGGGAAUCAGAAAAAAAGAAAAAAAAGUUAAAUCAUUAUAAAAGAUCGU